This is a messenger RNA of Rubroshorea leprosula, 2171 nucleotides long. The record is from the annotation of a GenBank genome assembly. NCBI's taxonomy places the organism in Eukaryota, Viridiplantae, Streptophyta, Magnoliopsida, Malvales, Dipterocarpaceae.
CAUAAAUUUGGUAGAGAUUCACGGAUUUGAGAGCCAUGGGAGGAGCUGGUGACAAACGAACGGGAAGAGAAGGGAGAGGCCAAAGAUCUACAUGGGGAAAAAGAGGAAACCGAAGGAAGAGAGAAGUCGAAGGUCGCUUGGAAGGGGAAGAGAGAAAUCCAACGGCUUUGGGUAUGGCUGAAGCUCAAUCGUCGGUGACUUUGAGGGACGACUACCAGUUGGUUGGCAAAAGCUUUGAAAAUAGUGAAGAUGAAUUUGAGGUUUCUAGUGAUGAUUCAGGUGAGUACAAUGUUGCAGAUGAACAUGAACUUGAAGAAGAAGAAGAAGAAGAUGUAAGAAGUACUAGAAGUAGUGAUUUAUGGUUUAAUCCUUCAUGGACUACUGUUUGGUUUGAGGUAGGGAUGAGGUUUGAGCAUGUAGCACAGUUUAAGGAAGCUAUAGCUAAAUACCAAAUUCAAAAAGGCUGUAAGUUGAAACCUGUUAAAAGUGACCCCACCAGGCAGAGAAUUCACUGUGUUGGUCAACAGUGCAAUUGGAGUAUCUUUUCCAAUUUUGAUAAAAAUGACAAGACGUUUAAGGUGAAGACAUAUUGCAGGGAACACACUUGCUUUAGGAGUUUGAAGUCCAAUAUGGUUGGGUCGAGGGUACUUGCAGAACACCAUAGGAAGAGAAUUAUAGCAAAUCCGCAGAUUAGAAUCAGUGAGAUAGUGAGAUUGUCUCAUUUAGAAUUAGGGGUUCAUGUUUCAAGGGAUAAGUGUAAACUAGCAAAGGAAAGGAUUAUGAAGGAGGUGAAGGAAACUCACACGAAGGAAUUUGCUCAGUUAAGAGGGUAUGCAGAAGAGCUGUUGAGAUUGUCCCCUCAGUCAAAUGUUCAAAUUGAUAGUGAGCCACCCACAACUUUAGAGGGAAAACCUAUGUUUAAAGGAAUCUAUGUGUGUCUAGAAGGAUGUAGGAAGGGUUUUCUACUGGGCUGUAGACCAGUAAUUGGAGUAGAUGCCUGUUUCCUCAAGGGGAUGUUCAAAGGAACUAUUUUGGCAGUUGUUGCAAGGGAUGGGAACAAUCAAAUGUUCCCAAUAGCUUGGGCUGUUGUUGACUCAGAGUCUACCAGCUCAUGGACAUUUUUUUUUAGAUGUCUAGCUGAUGAUCUAUCAAAUCACACUGGGCGAGAUUUAACGUUUAUUUCGGACCAACAUCUUGGGUUGAUUAAUGCAAGACAAACAGUUUUCCCCGAGGCUAGGCAUAGAUUGUGUGCCAGGCAUUUAUAUGUCAAUUGGCAAAAAAUUUUCAGAGGGAAACUAUUGAAGAAAAGAUUCUGGAUUGCUGCAAGGUCAACAUAUGAAGGUCAAUUCAACAAAAACAUGGAGGAGAUCAUAAAUUUAUCUGUGGAAGGUCAUGAUGCGUUAAAAUCAAUCCCACCAGAGUUGUGGUGCAAGGUAUUCUUUGACACAUCAUGUAAAUGUGAUGUCGUGGAUAACAACAUGAAUGAGACCUUCAACAAUUGGAUAAUGGAUGCCAGUUGUAGAGCAUGGGAUUUAACAGGAAUUCCAUGUCCUCAUGCAUUGUCUGUGAUAGGUUUAGGUAACUUCGACCCAGAUGAAUUUGUAUCAAUUUGGUACAAAAGGGUUAAGUAUGAACGUGCAUACAAUGUACCAAUCAUGCCUUGUAACGGUGAGAAAUUCUGGGAAAAUUAUCAUGGGGAGCCACUAGAACCACUGCCAUUUAGAUGCAAGCAGGGUAGGCCGAAGGUAAACAGGAGGAAGGGUGAUAAUGAAACCAGAAAAGUGAAGGUGGGACAGCUAGAAAAGAUGACAAAGGAAGGUGGACAAAUCACGUGCUCACUUUGCAAGCAACCUGGACACAACAAGAGGGGAUGCCACAAAAGGCCAACUGAAAGUGAAGGAGCAUCAGCAAGCACUCACCAGCCAAUACCAAGAAAACCUCCAACUUGUGGAUAUUGUAAGCAGCCUGGUCACACUAGGACAACAUGCAUUGCUAGAUAUUUUGUUGAUGAAAAUUCUGGUCAAUCUGAUGGAGUAGGAAGAAAGAAGAAGCACAGAUUUGGUGAAUACAUUAAUUCACCAGAAUUGAACCCUGUGAGUUUAAGCUUAACAUUCAACUAAGAGUUUGAAUUGUGUUGAUCAUUUAUUUUCUAAUACUAGAAUUUAAUUUAU